Molecule: messenger RNA, 2811 nt
Organism: Myotis davidii
Lineage: Eukaryota; Metazoa; Chordata; Mammalia; Chiroptera; Vespertilionidae
Gene: PTPRR
Product: protein tyrosine phosphatase, receptor type R
Exons: 12
Coding region: 84-1715 (543 amino acids)
Biological process (GO): protein dephosphorylation
Molecular function (GO): protein tyrosine phosphatase activity
Source: RefSeq, a predicted model, not a curated record
UCAGUAAUCAGUCAGGAACUGAAUAUCCUGAACCAAACAUUUAACUAUAAUUUGAAUUUCUUUUUUCCCCCCAGACACUGCAAAUGGAUGUCAACAAGCUGAACAUAACCUUGCUCCGAAUAUUCCGCCAGGGAGUGGCGGCUGCGUUAGGACUCUUACCCCAGCAAGUGCACAUCAAUCGCCUCAUUGGCAAGAAGAACAGUGUGGAACUCUUCGUGUCUCCCAUAAACCGAAAAGGAGGCAUCUCUGACGCCCUGCCAUCUGAGGAAGUGCUGCGUUCACUUAAUACCAAUGUUUUGCAUCAAAGUUUAUCCCAAUUUGGAAUCACAGAAGUUUCUCCUGAGAAAAAUGUUCUGCAAGGGCAGCAUGAAGCGGACAAAAUCUGGAGCAAAGAAGGAUUUUAUGCCGUUGUCAUAUUUCUCAGCAUCUUUGUUAUGAUAGUAACAUGCUUGAUGAUUCUUUACAGAUUAAAAGAAAAGUUUCAGCUUUCUUUGAGACAAGAUAAAGAGAAAAAUCAGGAGAUCCACCUAUCACCCCUCGCUUUACAACCAGCACAGUCUGAGGCAAAGACAGCCAACAGCAUGGUCCAGCCUGAGCAGGCGCCGAAGGUCUUGAGUGUGGUCGUAGACCCUCAAGGUCGACACGCUCCUGAGAUCAAAGCUACCACCUCUGUCUGCCCUUCUCCUUUCAAAAUGAAACCCAUUGGACUUCAAGAGAGAAGAGGGUCCAACGUGUCUCUUACAUUGGACAUGAGCAGCUUAGGGAAUGUUGAACCCUUCGUGGCUGUUCCAACCCCACGGGAGAAGGUAGCAAUGGAGUAUCUACAGUCAGCCAGCCGAAUUCUCACAAGAUCACAACUGAGGGACGUCGUGGCAAGUUCACAUUUACUCCAAAGUGAAUUCAUGGAAAUACCGAUGAACUUUGUGGAUCCCAAAGAAAUUGACAUUCCACGUCAUGGAACUAAAAAUCGUUAUAAGACCAUUUUGCCAAAUCCCCUCAGCAGAGUGUGUUUAAGACCAAAAAAUGUAACUGAUUCAUUGAGCACCUACAUUAAUGCUAAUUAUAUCAGGGGCUACAGCGGCAGAGAGAAAGCGUUCAUCGCCACGCAGGGCCCCAUGAUCAACACCGUGAAUGAUUUCUGGCAGAUGGUUUGGCAGGAAGAUAGCCCUGUGAUUGUUAUGAUCACAAAACUCAAAGAAAAAAAUGAGGAAUAUAAUUUGUGGCAGGAUACAGGAUUCGGAUUUAAGAAAAGCAAGAGGAAGCAGGGAAAUAGGUUAGAAGUUGUAGUAACAGUCCAGGUAACAGUUACAAAAGUAAAUGAGGCACUUGGUGGCUGUUGCUAUUUUCAGCAAGGAAGUCACACCCAACAUGUGAAGCAUUACUGGUACACCUCAUGGCCUGAUCACAAGACUCCAGACAGUGCGCAGCCCCUUCUACAACUCAUGCUGGAUGUAGAAGAAGACAGACUUGCUUCUGCAGGCCGAGGGCCUGUGGUUGUCCACUGCAGUGCAGGGAUAGGUAGAACGGGGUGUUUUAUUGCUACAUCCAUUGGCUGUCGACAGUUGAAAGAAGAAGGAGUUGUGGAUCCGCUAAGCAUUGUCUGCCAGCUUCGUGUAGACAGAGGCGGAAUGGUCCAAACCAGUGAGCAGUAUGAAUUUGUGCAUCAUGCUCUGUGCCUGUACGAGAGCAGACUUUCGGCAGAAACUGUCCAGUGAUUAUCUGAAGAUGUACCAGGCCAUCAAUCUCUAGGGGUGACUAAUCAGUUACCCACUUGACGCUUCUAGAAGAAGCUUCCUGGAAUGAAAGAGAAGCCCUGAAGUCAAGCUGUGGCAUGGACAGUGGAAGAUGGCAACCCAGGAAAGAUUGCCAGCCCCUUGUGUAUGUGAAUGCAUUUGUAAGCAGCUCCUAAGUUAUUCUGAAGGUCCUAUGCUGAUGGAGGAAUGAUGGACUUCUCCCACAGCUAAGCAGGAUUUUGUUUUGUCUGUAUUAUCUGCCACCCGGAAUGUAUGUAUGAAACACCCAGUGAUACAUGUCAUCAGAUGAUGACUGGAAGAGCUGCUGAAGAAAUUAUUAUUGUGUGUUUAGAUGCUUUAAUGUUUGCAAAAUCUGUCUUGUGAAUGGACUGUCAGCUGUUAAACUGUUCCUUUUUAAGUGCUAUUAUCUUUCUCAGUUACCAGAAUCUUGCCGCUAAAGUUGCAAGUGAUUGAUAAAGGAUUUUUAACAAAUGAGUCCUUGUUUUUGAAAAAAAAUCAAAAGCAGUAACUAUUUUAUAUGGCAAUGUGUCUUGAUAAUAUUACCUACUAAAUGUGUAUUUAUCAGUACCUCCUAUCAAUCAAUUACAGAGCACAAUGAUUGUCAUUGGGUAUCUAUGUAUUUAUUCUCUAUUAUUGGGCAUAGAGGUGGUUGCUUCUCCAGAACUCUAUUCACUGUAUUUCUACAUUGUGAGUCACUUUACUGUAAAAGGGAAAAACAAAUUCGUAGCAACUCUGACGUAUCAAGAACUUUAGAUACUUGUCUCUCUUUUACUAAGAGUUUUUGAGUAUGCUAUCUACCUGGAGUCUCUUGCCCAAUAAAAGGCAGUUGCUUUGGGCAUGAUCACCUGUCACUUUUCCAGAGGUUCUUCUAAAGGCUGCUGCCAUGGGUAUCCUUACAUUUCAGAAAGGUUUUAAUCCUCAAGAGACAAAUAAAGCUAAAAACGACAACACAAAAACUACACUCAGCAAACACUAGAUGUUCUGCUCAAAUAUGAAUUUCUAAUGCAGCUAUGUUGACUUUGUUUCAUACUGCCAAUAAACUACUCUUAAUACUAAA